This is a messenger RNA of Ipomoea triloba (trilobed morning glory), 486 nucleotides long. RefSeq lists its product as uncharacterized. The record is from RefSeq and is a predicted model, not a curated record. NCBI's taxonomy places the organism in Eukaryota, Viridiplantae, Streptophyta, Magnoliopsida, Solanales, Convolvulaceae. The coding region runs from base 1 to 486 and encodes 161 amino acids. The transcript has a single exon.
AUGAACCACACCCCGUAUAGACUUGUUUACGGAAAGGCAUGCCACUUUCCCGUCGAGAUUGAGCACAAGGUAUACUGGGCAAUUAAAAAACUCAACGAAGACUUAACUGUGGCCGGAAAAGAAAGAAUGCUCCAACUCAAUGAGCUUGAAGAAUGGCAUUUACUUGCAUAUGAAACGUCGAAGACUUAUAAGGAAAGAUCAAAACUCUAUCAUGAUAUGCCUAUCAAGAGGAACAAGGAAUUUGCUGAAGGAGACCGGGUUCUACUGUUUAAUUCCAGAUUAAGAUUAUUCCCAGGUAAAGUUAAAUCCAGAUGGACUGGACCGUAUGUAGUUAUGAAAGUAUUUCCCUAUGGUACCUUGGAAAUUCUGCAUCCCGAAAAAGGCAGAUUAAAAGUGAAUGGUCAUCAAAUAAAGAAAUACUAUGGAAUGGAGAACUUACAAGGUAUAGUCCAGUGUUACAGGCUAGAGCCAUGGGAAGAUGAGUGA